This is a messenger RNA of Trifolium pratense (red clover), 1057 nucleotides long. Its product is annotated as glucan endo-1,3-beta-glucosidase-like. The record is from RefSeq and is a predicted model, not a curated record. Gene Ontology annotation, biological process: carbohydrate metabolic process. Bases 35 to 1057 code for a protein of 340 amino acids. Gene Ontology annotation, cellular component: plasma membrane. Lineage: Eukaryota; Viridiplantae; Streptophyta; Magnoliopsida; Fabales; Fabaceae. Gene Ontology annotation, molecular function: hydrolase activity, hydrolyzing O-glycosyl compounds. The transcript has 2 exons.
UAGUCUAAGUUAGUGUUGCAACAAGCAUAAAUUUAUGGCUUCAUUAAGGAGGAUCCGAACUAUUUUGUUAAUUUUCACUUUAAUCCUAGCAAUGCAAAUGUCAUUUUCUACUGGUAUUGGUGUCAAUUUUGGGAGGAAUGGUGACAAUCUUCCAAGCCCACAAAAUGUUGUAAGUCUUUACAAGAAGUGUGGCAUUAAGCUUCUACGACUUUUUGAGCCAAACCCUGAUAUAUUAGAAGCAUUGAAGGGAUCCAAUUUGCAAGUGAGUCUUGGAGUAAAAAAUGGAGAUGUGCAAAGCUUAGCAUCAUCUAAAGAAGCUGCUAACCAAUGGGUUAAUACUAAUGUUGCCCCUUACAAAGGUGAUGUUAAUUUCAAAUGGAUUGUAUUAGGAAAUGAGAUUAUUCCGGGCGCCGAAGGCAUUUAUGCUACUCAAGCUAUGAAAAACAUUAAAGAUGCGAUAAAUUCGAUUGGCUUGACUAAAACUAUAGUGACCACAUCAUUUUAUAUGCCUGGAAUUGCAACCUCUUACCCUCCAUCUGCAGGGGCAUUUACCAAAGAUGUGGUAAAUGUUAUGAAAGAUGUUACUGCUUAUUUACUUCAAACUGGAGCACCCCUUAUGGCUAAUGUGUACCCGUAUUAUGCUUAUACAUCAAAUCCAAAAGACAUUAAGUUAGAAUAUGCCACAUUUCAAACCACAAAUACUGUAGUGGUGGAUGGUGGCUUGAGUUAUUCUAACCUUUUUGAUGCAAUGGUUGAUUCAGUUUAUGCAGCAUUAGGAAAAAUAAAUGCAGGGAAUGUUUCUCUUGUAAUUGGAGAAACUGGUUGGCCUACUGCAGGGAAUGAGCCUUAUUCAAGUAAGGAAAAUGCUAAGACAUAUAACAAAAAUUUGAUACAAUAUGUGCAAAGUGGCAAAGGUACACCAAAAAAACCAAAUCAAACUAUUGAUGUGUUUAUAUUUGCAAUGUUCAAUGAAAAUCAAAAGACAACUGGAAUAGAGCAGAAUUGGGGACUGUUUUAUCCCAACAUGAGUCAUGUUUAUCCUCUUCUAAAUUGUUGA